Camellia sinensis is the source of this 636-nucleotide messenger RNA. The record is from RefSeq and is a predicted model, not a curated record. Lineage: Eukaryota; Viridiplantae; Streptophyta; Magnoliopsida; Ericales; Theaceae.
CAGGAUCUUCCCGCAGUACCCCCAGCCAGUAUGCGGACUGCUGACAGGCUCUCUUAUUCGGAGGUAGUCGGCGCCAUGCUGGGUAGUGAUGCUUUACUACACAUUGAGGAGGGGGACUACGCCACUUACCGUCACAUAUAUUUGAUGCCUCCAUUGACGGGAGCUCAUAUCCCGAUGAUGAGGCCUGCCGGUAUAUCAUCCUCGGGCCAGGCUCGGGCUCGGGCUGCAGACGCCCCUUCUACUAGCAGGGCCGGUACAUCUAGAGGUGGGAGUAGACCGGUUCCUCCGGCUCCAUCGACUCAUCCUCAUCCCGGAUGGCCAGAUAUGCCUACUGAGUUGAUGGCAUGGCAGUAUGGGGCUAGCUUUCCGACUCCGAUUCCACUAGAGCCUCCGAUGCCCAGUGAUCGAUACGCCAUUGAUCCGGACUCACCGCCGCCAUCUCGAGGGUACAUGGAGGAGGUGGUCGGACUGGUGGCCACACUCGAAGGCAUGGUCCUGCGUAGGGAGGCACAGUUAACCUUCUCAUCACCGACCCCCUCACUCUAUCUCAUCAACGACUGUGAGAGUCUUUCUCCCAAUCCAGAACCUUCUCUUCUCGUCGCCGAUCUCCUUCACUUUCUCUCUUCUCGUUGUUGA